AGCACGGGCACACGAGAAAUGAAUAAAAAGAUAUAAAGGCGCAGGAAAUCAGUUCCCUCGAUCUAGAAUUUGACGACGAAGAUAAUGGCGUCUUUUCGGGUCGACUCCAACGAAAAGGAGUUUCAGCGUGCUUUGAGUGAGUAUUGGCGUCGUGUAGCUGAAUCCGAGGGUUUUGACGUUGAAGGUAUCGUAGGACCAGUGGGUAAUGUUAUGUCUGGACAGAUGAUAUCCUUUGAUUGCGAAGGUCUCAACUCCCGUAAUUAUCCCCUUGGUUGGAAGGUUUAAGUGUUACGGGAAACUUGGUCUUCAUCGUUACAAUUUGAUUCAGGGUACAAACUUCGAGCUACAUAGUUUGUUCAAAUUCAACAAGCGGGGCUCUGGGUGCUUCUUCUUUCUUCAUCACUUUGGCUGCUCGUGCUACAGAUACUUAUUGUUGGAUGCAAACUUUUCAGGUUCGUGUUGAUGAAAAGCAGUAUGCAUGUCUGAAUGUCGUUUGUUCUGUUGCCCGGAUUAGCGGUGACACCUCCGCACCGGCAACACCGACUCUCACAGACAGUUCAGUGCGUGGAGAAUUGCCUGCUUGGCCUUCAGAUGUUGAUAUCCAACGGUUUUACAUGGUGGAUCAAUCAGAGUUACUAAGCACCCACUGGAUUCGUUUGUACCUCGAGCUUGUUCUUUGUUUAAAAUUUGUGAAACUGCCAAAGGGGAUUGAUGUCUCCAGUUUGGAGUUUGUAAAAGUGGCUAUAGAAACUGACGAGGAGACUCCGCUCAAGGCCAAAAGUUCAGUCCUCUAUAUAGCUUUUAAAGGAUUGGCUGUUGAUGGUGCUGAUGAGUCAGUUGAACAGAGAGCUAUAAUCAAAAGCGUGUUCAAUGAGGUUACAGGAUGCUUGGCUGUCAAGGGUGACUUAUGGAAAGGUGAAGAUUAUGUGGCUCCUAUGAGUAUAUUUGAGCGCCGCCUUGCUUAUCACCUAAGCAGAGUCCGCGCUUAGGGCCACUAUCUGUUGUUUUGUUUUUUAGAUUUGGUAUCUUCGACUUUGGUGUAAUAAUAUAACUAUUUCUGUGUUUUACUUAUGCGUUUGUAUUUGAAUAACAUUGUGCUAUGUAUUUAUUGUCUGGUCGCAGUUUUAGUA
This is a messenger RNA of Raphanus sativus (radish), 1130 nucleotides long. Its product is annotated as UPF0725 protein EMB2204-like. The record is from RefSeq and is a predicted model, not a curated record. The transcript has 5 exons. NCBI's taxonomy places the organism in Eukaryota, Viridiplantae, Streptophyta, Magnoliopsida, Brassicales, Brassicaceae. Bases 438 to 989 code for a protein of 183 amino acids.